UUUUCGGUUAGUGGAUGCAGGGUAGCCUGCCUCGAUUCUCUUCAAGUUUUCCACGAGCUCCUCUGUUUGUUUUUACAAGAAUCGAUGGGAAUUUAACGUUGUAAUGCAGAAGAAAACUUGUUAGUUUUUUGGAGAAAAGGCAGGGGGUCUGGCGCUGGCGAUCACCCCCUUACCAUCCCAACGCUAUGCCGUGGGUGAGUAGCAGUAAGCGAAGAGAAAGCUCGGAGCUACCGCUGCCCGCGGGCUGGGAGGAAGCACGGGAUUAUGAUGGCAGAGUAUUCUACAUUGACCACAACACUCGACAAACUUCGUGGAUUGACCCAAGAGACAGGAUUACUAAACCCUUGACUUUUGCUGACUGUGUGGGGGAUGAACUUCCUCUGGGGUGGGAGGUAGUGUAUGACCAGCAGGUGGGCGUCUACUACAUCGACCAUAUCAACAAGACUACGCAGAUAGAGAACCCGCGGACGCAAUGGCGACAGGAGCAGGAACGGAUGCUGAAAGAGUACCUGGUGGUGGCACAGGAAGCACUGAGUGCCAAGAAGGAGAUGUACCUGAUCAAGCAACAGAGGCUAGAGUUAGCCCAGCAAGAGAUGCAGCUGUUCCAUCAACUUUCCCAGGAGGACAACCGCUCAAUCAGCAGCUCUCACUCUGGCUCUUCUUCAAAUGCAAAAUAUGACCCUGACCAAAUCAAAGCGGAAAUUGCCUGUAGGCGUGAGCGGCUGUCCAGGCUCAAACAGGAGCUGGCCCAGGUGAAGCAGGAGUUGCAGUUUAAGGAAAUGGGUGUGGAGACCCUACAGGAGAUUGACAGGAAGAUGUCUAGCAGUCAGACCAAUUACAAGUUGGAUGAGGCACAGGCAAUCUUUACCGAGCUGCGCAGCAUUAAGAAGGCCAUCAGCACAGGCGAGAAAGAGAGGCAGGACCUCAUUCAGAGCCUGGCUAAGCUCACAGGGAACUUCCAUAGUUUGUCAAUCAGUGACUCCAUAAACGAGGUGGCCAACAAUGCGGGAACCUUGGGUGACUCUUGCAAUAUACAACAAUACUGUGAUACCGGCUGUCAGACCGAUCUUAUGGGAGAGUUUGGCACCCACGAAUCCUCACCAUUAGUCGACAAAGUCAGACUCAACUGGCAGUAUGAGGAAGCCAAGAAAAAAGUGUCCAGUAUUCAGCACCAGCUGGCUCAGUUGGACAGUGAAAGCUGGUCUGGUCGAGCAGAAGCUGACCGAGACAGGGACUGUCUGCAGCUGCUGCGGGAGAAAGAGGCUCUCCUACAGGAGAUCACGCUGCUGAGCCAACAACAGCGCCCCCCGGAGGCUUUCCACCAGCUGGAGGAGGAGAGGCGCAGGCUGGAGGAGGAAGUGCAGAGAGCCCACAAUACCCAGAGCCAAGGAGCCAGCCAAAGACUUCUGCUGCAGGAGAGGAGGAAUGUGCUACUGAGACAGCUAGAAGAGGCCACACGUAUUGCUACUUAUCUACACUCACAGCUAAGGAGUCUCUCUGCCAGCAAUCUGACGGCGUCAUCCAGCAGUAGCCGCGGCUCUUUAGCUUCCAGUCGUGGUUCCUUAGCGUCCAGCCGCGGCUCCCUCAGCUCCAUCAGUUUCACUGAUAUUUAUGGCAUUCCUCAGUAUGAGCGUCCCGAGGGCUGCGUGGACUCGGCCCAAGACCCUCACCUCCGCUACCUGUUGCCCUUGGAAACCCUGGGUCGAGACGGAAUCGGGUUUGGGCCCAAGCGCUCCCAUGACACGCCCCAGUCUCUGGCUUCCCUCUCUUCUCGCUCCUCCCUCUCCUCCUUGUCCCCGCCCAGUUCACCUAUGGACACACCCUACCACUCCACCCAGGACUGCCCACUCACCCAGAUGACAGAGGAGUAUAUGGAGCUGGCUAGCCAGGGACUAAUGGAGGAGCUUAGGGGCCAAUCCACAGCUCCUCCGCAAGCUUCCAGACAGAGUGAGGCGGAGGCCAGUGGCCCUGCAGCUGCUAACCUGCUCGAGGGUAAAUGUCACAAAGAUAGUGGCUCCCAAGGGCCAUAUACCUCGACAGGAGUGACCCUGCGCUGUAAUAGUGCCAAUAGAACCAGUAGAAGGGUGAGACGUGUGUCUGCAGAAGUGAGUGAGGAUGCUCUGGCCACAGACAGUGGUGUGUUUGAGGCCUGGAGCAAGAGCAGAAUGGAAGAGGCAGAGGAGGUCACCUACUCCCCUGACCCGGUCACCACACCCGAACCAGUCCAGAUCCAGCUCGGCCUGCUGUAUGACAUAAAUUCACGAUGUCUCCUGCUGCAUGUGCUUCAGCUGAAAAACGUAAAUAAGGCCGCCUUGAGAGAGGGUUACAAAGUGUAUGUGAAGGUGCACGUGACGCCUGCAGAUUUGAGCCGGCCGUGUGUGUAUUAUUGCUGUAAGGCUCAGGAACCGCGUCCUGUGCUCAGUUUUAAUGAGGGUUUCCAGAUUCCAAUGCCCAACGAGGGCUUGGGAGCCCACACACUGCAACUGGUCCUCUGGGCUGUGGGGCCACAGGGUCAGGAGGAUAUACUGGGCACGGCACAGAUAGGGCUAACCGACUGUGUAGGUGGCACAGAGAUGGUGUUCCAGUGGCACAGAGUGCAGAUGCAGACCAGCACAGACAACCUGAAGGCAGAGCCCAGCGGUGUCAGUGAACAUCAUAACCGCAGCGUGGUGGAAUGUGAGGAAGAGGAAGAUCCCCAGAAAAGGACAAAACUGGAGGAAGGGGAGAGAGAGCUGGAGCUCAGUGCAGAGGAGCUGCAGGAGCUACAGGACAGGAAAGAGGAGCAGGGAGAGGCCGUGUCUGAGAGGAGCUGGCAGGCUGAGUCUGUGGACAGUGGCUGCAGCAAUAGCACUGCAUUUGUCAUGCCCUGCACAGAGGGACUGUGUGCCGAGGGCAUCUGCAUGACCACAGGGGGGCGCUGUGUUCAGCCAGCAGAUAGAACAUUCGUAGUGAAGGUUGACAAGGCGACGAACACAGAGGGAGCAUUCCCAGAGCCAGUGAGGAUUCGGCCGAAAGAGCGAUGCGGGCGCUGGGGCCACGCCUCCCCGUUCAUGCGGAGCAGCACGCUAGUACGCUCGCAGACCUUCUCGCCUGGGGCGCGCAGUCAGUAUGUCUGCAGGUUGUAUCGCAGUGACAGCGACAGCUCCACUCUGCCAAAGAAAUCACCUUUCAUCAGAAACACUCUGGAGAGACGCACUCUCAGAUAUAAACAGUCCUAUCGCUCCUCCCUGGCUGAACAGCCAACGCGCACCUCCCUGGACCUGGAGCUGGACCUCCAGGCCUGCAGGACACGCCAGAGGCAACUGGCCGAGGAGCUGACCGCUCUGAGGGAGCUGAAGGUCAGACUGGAGGAACCCCAGGGGAGAGAGGUCACUGACUUGCCCCACUGGGCCUUGCGUGAUGAGCGUUUCCGCAGUCUCCUCAGAGAGGCCCAGAGACAGGCGAGGCAGAGCAGACAGGAGCAGAGGCAGGAGGAAGCAGUGGAGAGGAGAUUGAGGAAGGCCUCCAAAGAAGUUAUGCAAAUGAGGGGGCAGAGCCACAAAGAGCCCCUCCCAGUUCAGACUUUCAGAGAAAAGAUGGCGUUCUUCACUAGACCACGGUUUAACAUCCCGCCGCUGCCUGCUGACGAUGUAUGAGCGUGUGCUUCUACGCCGCGUUGAUCAAAUAUGAAGUAUUUGUCUUUUUUUGUAUUCAAGCCCAUGAAGUAAUUAGAACAAAAUGUAGAUAUUUCAGCACAAAGAUCAAAUGUAAAGCUAUUGAUAUGCAAGUUUUGAAUAACAAAAGCUAUACGAAAAGGGUAUUUGUGUGUGAAUAUACCGAUGCACACAUGUACACAUAUAUUUAAUGUAAUUAUGGACAUCUUGGCUGGUUUCCCCUGUUUUUUAGGGGGGAAAGGGCUGUUUUAUAAGAGAACAAAAUAUCUUUUUACUCCUGUACGAUUUACUUCUGAUAUUUCGAUGUUUGUGCUUACUUAAGGCUGGAAGACGGGAACAAAGCCAGUUUAGACAAAUUCACUGUACUGUAAGUUAUUUUAUAGUACUUUUCCUUGAAGGAAAUAAAAAUGCUUCCUGCUUUUUUUUUUUGAUGUAUUUUAUAAAGCUUAAAACAAAUAGCACUUACUGUAAGUGUUUUGACGUACAGUAGAAUGGAACUUUUGGCUGAUUUUGUUUCUGUUACCUGAUUUCUUUAAAGUUAUUUACUUAAAAUGU
Molecule: messenger RNA, 4208 nt
Organism: Chanos chanos (milkfish)
Lineage: Eukaryota; Metazoa; Chordata; Actinopteri; Gonorynchiformes; Chanidae
Gene: wwc3
Product: WWC family member 3
Exons: 23
Coding region: 186-3635 (1149 amino acids)
Biological process (GO): negative regulation of organ growth; regulation of DNA-templated transcription; regulation of hippo signaling
Cellular component (GO): cytoplasm
Molecular function (GO): kinase binding; molecular adaptor activity
Source: RefSeq, a predicted model, not a curated record